AUGGCUUUGUCUUUACCAACAACCACGCAACGUCCUCCAUUUCAGCCUCAGCCCGACGAUGAACCAGAACUAACGAGCAUCUGUGAGAGCGGUGUGGUUUCCGCAUCUCUCCUCCAGUCGCGGGACAACUGGCUGAACUCCAUUUUUGAACUCUACACUGGACGGACGCGACCCAAUUGUCCUCCCCCUACUUCCUCCCCGUGCGGUGUUUGCACUAUCGACAUCGGGCCGCACAUAUUCUGCGAUACGAGCUUCUAUGAAGUCCACUAUCCUCCUUCCCAACUUGAAGGAUCAGCCUCUACCUCUGCUCGACCAUCCUGGUCAGCAUCUAUUCCGAUGCCCAACUCGGAUAUAGUCCAUGCUGUAAAUGCAGCGGCGUCAAGUAAUCCCACUUUCGCCAACUUGCUUCACAUUGCUGCAAGUGGGCAAGCUACUCCGGACCAACUACAAACACUCGGUCUACUCAUUCAGUCGCUUCCUCCUCCACGACCGCCACCACUUGCGCCUACUACUGCGCUGGCUUACGAUAUCGUGUUUCAAUAUGCAGAAACACCUUCUCAGCAGUGUAUCUUACCUCGCGUUCCCGCUGUCUGGGAAAAAACUGGUUCCAGAGGAGAUUUCGCUCUGACGCUUGCCAUAAAGCCUCCUAAUUCAGCUGUGCCUGACCUUCAAAUCGUCACAAUAAAUUUCAGGCAACCACAUCCAACCUUGAGCGAAGCCAUUUCACGCUGGGUAGGGAACGCAAGAGAAAAUCCUCAGAUAAUUAAGAGGGUAAAGGAGCAAUCAAGGAGAGUCUACCUCACUCACAGAGUGCCUCGCGACCAGAUUGUCGCACAGCUAAAAAUGUCAUCAGUUCCCAACUACUCAAUGACCUCAAUCAAACCGCAACCAGUGGUCGAACCCCCUCUGAAUCCACCUCAGCGCAAACCUCGCAAGCCACGAACGACCACUGAGACAGAAAAUAAUACUGCGACACCGUCUCAGCUCGAAGCACCCGUAAAGAGAAAACGAGGGCGACCCAGAAAAACGGAUAUAGUCAAGUUAUCUUGUACAACCUGCCAGGCCACCGAUGUCCCGCUUGUGCUUGGUGGCCGAUUUUGUCGGCCGUGCGUGGAGGCGGGCAAAGCCGUUGAUCGAGAGGCCGUACAACAUGUCUUUUCCGUGGAUCCAUCACGCGCCACCCAGGAGUCCUGA
This is a messenger RNA of Mycena indigotica, 1194 nucleotides long. RefSeq lists its product as uncharacterized. The transcript is spliced from 5 exons. Bases 1 to 1194 code for a protein of 397 amino acids. NCBI's taxonomy places the organism in Eukaryota, Fungi, Basidiomycota, Agaricomycetes, Agaricales, Mycenaceae. The record is from RefSeq and is a predicted model, not a curated record.